UUAGUGUCCACAGGAGUGGUUCAACCUCAGAUAAGCUGUAUUCAUGGUCUAAAACAUACCGGAAGCAGACUGCAAUGCGGGGCGUGUCGGCUCCACUUUACUAAUUUCAAAGGACUGGACCAGCACUCUGAAGUUGCAAGUGUGAUACUCUUGCUACAGCGGGUGGUGGUGGUCUGAGUGACAUUUCAUUAACCCUGUAAAAGUUAAUUUUGGCACAUACUGGCUCAAGAAAAUGAUAUAAAAAUAUGAGAAAGUUGCCUAAUAUGGCUUUAAGACGAUCACCACGUUGUUAGAAUACAGUCAUCAGGGUGCAUCUAAUUGCCAAAAGUAUUUUUAAUUACAUGUGUUUAGGCUUCGACCAGGUCAGACGUUCCCAGCUUAUCCUUCCUGAUCACGGAAACUGGUGGUACAAACUAAACAAAUCCUUCCUGUCAUUUAGGAAGCUCUUUGAAACCUUCAUCAAGAGUUGCCUUUCCUGGGUAAACAUUGCCUGUGACUGAAACUGGAUGCAGAUUAAGGCAAAGAAGGAAUUUCCUUUAACUGGAACCACCCUCCAAAUUUGAAGUCAUGACAAACCUCAAUCACAUUUGGAACAGAGUAGAAGAAUUAUCAGGCUGCUUACUUUUAAUUGUUUUUGUUCUAAAUCUUCGGGUUUAUUCCAUGGCUUGUUAAGGAAGGAUGUUUGUGUUAACACAUAGGGGGGAAAGUGGAAUCAGGCUGGACUGGUUUGUUAUCCACUGGCUUGAAUAAGGUACUGUGGCAUUUUAUCUCUGGAACACAUCCUAGCAGCUUGUAGGUCAAUUCUCACCGAGACCGUAAACCGUAGACCAGCCUUUGACCCGCAGAUUGGUUUCACUUGGGAGUCACGACUUGGAUGUGACGUCUUGGAUUCUUUUUAAAUCAGAUUUCAGACCUGAGCGGUGUAGGUGAAGACAUUUUCAAAUCUCAGCUGAUUCAUAUCUGAGGAAGCUAGUCAUGGGUGAGUGGGGAUUCCUCAGCAGCCUUUUCGAUAACCUCCAGGCUCAUUCACCGAUGCUCGGUCGCUUCUGGCUCCUGCUCAUGCUGGUUUUUCGGAUGCUGAUCCUGGGAACCGUUGCCAGUGACUUGUUCGAGGACGAACAAGAAGAGUUUACCUGCAACACUCUCCAGCCAGGCUGUAAGCAGGUGUGUUACGACAUGGCUUUCCCCAUCUCCCAGUACAGGUUCUGGGUGUUUCACAUUGUUCUCAUUGCUACACCGUCCCUGCUUUUCCUCUUGUAUGCCACGCAUCAUCACAACAAGAGAAUCUCCAAAGUCAGUCACUGUAGCAGCCAGGACUACAGCGAGGAUGUCCAUUUCAGAAGGCUGUACACUGUAAACGUGAUCUUUCGGAUUUUGGCAGAGGUGGGCUCUUUGGUGGGCCAGUGGCAGCUGUACGGCUUCAAGGUGGAGGCUCAGUUCCCGUGUAGCCGCUUCCCUUGCCCCUACACAGUGGACUGCUUCACCUCCCGUCCUGCAGAGAAAACCAUCUUCCUUUGCUUCUACUUCAUUGUAGGGGUGAUCUCAGCCAUUUCCAGCUGCAUAGAGCUCUUCUACAGCUCCACAAAGUGGUUUUGCUGUGGCAGGGAGCCUCCCAGUCUGGAACACUCCUGCACCUGCCAGAAUCUCCACAACUUUGAGCAAGAGGGGUCCAAUGAGACGCUAGAGGGAAAGCUGUCCUCAGAAAGUGUCCCCGGCAGUGUGAAGCUGAAGGGAAGGGCGUUGAGGAACAGCAGGAAGGUCUCCAGUGUUGGUCACAAAAAACACAAGGGUGGUAAAUAUGUGAGCACCAAGACACUUGUGGUGUAACAGUUUUUCCAUUUUCCUGUGAAAGUAGCAUAUUUUUAAACUCCUGAAAACCCUUUCAACUUGAAACUGUUGGUCAUUUGUGGAGAUUAGACGGAAGACAUGAAGGAAAUGCUUCUAGCAAGACCAGGAAAUGAGCAAAAACAAGAUAUGGAGGGGUUGUCUUGUUGGUCUGAUGGCUCCUUUCAGACAAUAAACAGAUAAGGAGAAAAGUCCUCAGGAAUAUCCCUUCAUCAGGGAUCACACCUAUCCCAAUGGAUAAAUCCAGCCUAAAAGUGUUAUUUAUGUUAUUAAUGAAAGUACAGUUCUCAUUUAGCUGAAAUUAAUUUCCAUUAAGGAAAAUUAGUUUAACGUUUUCACACAGAUGGUGCUUUUAUGUCCCAGAGUGACUUAGCCUAGCUUGCUUAGCAUAGCACAGACUGAAAUGCUGCACCUCACUGUUCCACUCACUGAGCCAUUUGUUCUUUUAAAACGUAUUUAGACCUUUUUUGGUCAUUCAGUUUAAAUUUGAGACUUGAUUCAGGUAAUAAGCACUGGGAGGUGAAAGAUUAACAUUAGCUAGAAAUGCUGCAUGAAGGUUUAAAGAUCAUCAUUGGUACAUUUUAGAAGUGGGCAUGUGCAUUAAACUUCUACCCUUUAUAUUUUAUCAUUUAAAGUAUCUAAUAAUAUAAAACUGAGACGAUAAAAGAUGUAGGCCUUUUGUUCUUAGUCUUGACAUUAACAUAUAUCAGAUUUUGUUUUCAUUGAUAAAAUGAACUCCGUAACUGUGUGAAAUCGUUCUAAAUGUCCACGCUGUGAAGAUACUGUCUGGUUGUUUAGGGAAUUGUACGUGAUGGAUCUCAUACGGAGCAGGAAUUUGGUUUGAAAAUGUUUAAUUGGAGGUUUUUGCAUUUAACUUGAUGUUUACACAUUUCAACAAUGACAACAACAUUCUUGCAUUAUUUUGUGCAUGAAGUUAAAACACAGCUGCUUUGUUUCAUCCUGUGGACAAUUCCAUUUUCCUGUUUUUUGUUUGAUGUUCAAAUUAUUAAACCAGCUUGUUUUCUUUUA
Nothobranchius furzeri (turquoise killifish) is the source of this 2874-nucleotide messenger RNA. RefSeq names its product gap junction delta-3 protein. Gene Ontology annotation, biological process: cell-cell signaling. NCBI's taxonomy places the organism in Eukaryota, Metazoa, Chordata, Actinopteri, Cyprinodontiformes, Nothobranchiidae. Gene Ontology annotation, molecular function: gap junction channel activity involved in AV node cell-bundle of His cell electrical coupling. Gene Ontology annotation, cellular component: connexin complex. The record is from RefSeq and is a predicted model, not a curated record.